AUGAUAACGCUGUCACUGACACUGCGAAAACACAGCUGUCAUAUCACCAGCGGAUACCAGCAGGAACAGUGGCAGGAGAGAGUUCGCGGGACUCUGCAAGCUUUGAGGCAUCCCAUCGUGUUCCUCGAGCCAUUCGUAUCCGUCGUCAUUGUCGCCAAUGCCAUUUUGACUGGCUUUCAGACAGACCCACAAUACAGGACUUGGCCGGGCUGGAUUUACGUGGAAAUGUCAUUUGCGACUGUCCUGAUGUUCGAAACCUGGCUUUUUAUUCUGCAUUGCUUGAUACUUAAGACAUGGUUCAAAUGUUCGUCAAAUUUGUACUUUUUAUGA
Molecule: messenger RNA, 330 nt
Organism: Symbiodinium pilosum
Lineage: Eukaryota; Dinophyceae; Suessiales; Symbiodiniaceae
Source: the annotation of a GenBank genome assembly